UGCCCCCUGUUUUUUUCCAGCUUGCAGAGGCUUGGAAAACAUGAUCAAGUAGGCAAAUCCUGGAUAGUUGCUGCUAAGCCCACCUUGAUGGCUUCUGCUAUUAAUUAGCUUUCACAACCAACACUUCGAUAUCAUUAAACAAAACAGAUAGCAACGUGCUCCUCCAUAACGUACGAUCUAGAGAUCCUAAAAAAUAGAAAAAAUAAUCAAACACACUACUUUCUCCUCCUCCUCCUCACUUCCCCAUCUCCUCUGCACAAAUCUGUAAUACCCAUCAGCUCCAUUUUCAAGAAUUUGCUUCAGUUUAUUUGUCAAAAACUAUAGCAAGCAAUGUCAACUCAGCUCUCGAAGACAGAUUCAGAGGUAAGCAGCCUAACCCAGUCAUCUCCCGCAAGGUCAUCUCCGCCUCGCCGCCCUGUAUACUACGUGCAAAGCCCGUCAAGAGACUCCCAUGAUGGCGAGAAAACCACCAACUCAUUCCAUUCCACUCCAGUUCUUAGCCCCAUGGGGUCUCCUCCUCAUUCCCACUCUAACUCUUCCUUAGGGCCUCACUCCCGCGAGUCCUCCUCUACCCGCUUCUCUGGCUCCCUCAAGCCCCAUCGCAAGACUGAUGGAGCCAACCUCAAAGUCAGCCGGAAACCAUGGAAGGAGUUUGACGCCAUUGAAGAGGAGGGUCUUCUGGAUGGUGAUAUUCCCCAAUAUGGCUUGCCUCGUCGUUGCUAUUUUCUUGCUUUUGUUGUGGGCUUCUUUGUACUUUUCUGUGUGUUUUCGUUGAUUCUUUGGGGUGCAAGUCGACCUCAGAAACCUACAAUCAUUAUGAAGAGUAUAGUUUUUGAUCAAUUUGUAGUACAAGCUGGUUCGGAUUUCUCUGGAGUAGCUACAGAAUUGGUGUCCAUGAACUGCUCGGUGAAGCUCACAUUUCGCAACACUGCUACGUUCUUUGGGGUUCAUGUAAAAGCAACACCUUUAGAUCUAACUUACUCUCAGCUCACUGUAGCUACUGGAACCAUGAGAAAGUUCUAUCAAUCAAGAAAGAGUCAAAGAUCACUAACAGUAAAUGUAAAGGGGAGUAGUAUACCCUUGUAUGGUGGGGGAGUUAACUUGGGCAGCUUGAAUGGUGCGCCAACUCAACCAGUGCCAUUGACACUUAACUUCAUGGUUCGUUCAAGAGCUUAUGUUCUGGGCAAGCUGGUGAAGCCCAAGUUCUAUAAGAGGGUGGAAUGCACGGUGGUCAUGGACCCAAUGAAAAUGAAUAUGGCAAUUUCGCUCAAGAACAAUUGCACUUAUCAGUAAAAAUUAAUUCAAUUAUUAUAGUUACAUCUCCUUGAUCAUGCAUGAACUUGGAAGGAAACAAAAGGCUAGGGAGUUAUAUAUUAUUAUUUUUAUUAUUUAAUUUGUUAUAUAUUAUCUUAUAUUUUGGCAAUAUGUAAUCAAUUAUAAGUUUUGAUUGAGACAGAAGAUGGGGGGUGAGGGGAAGAUUGCAACCUCCUGAGAAAACAUAAACUGGAUUAUGGUCAUGAGUUGUUGCCUGGACCCAUACAAAUCACCAUAUCUACAAUCUGGAUUCGUCGGUG
Hevea brasiliensis (rubber tree) is the source of this 1574-nucleotide messenger RNA. RefSeq lists its product as uncharacterized. The coding region runs from base 331 to 1293 and encodes 320 amino acids. The record is from RefSeq and is a predicted model, not a curated record. The transcript has 3 exons. Lineage: Eukaryota; Viridiplantae; Streptophyta; Magnoliopsida; Malpighiales; Euphorbiaceae.